Molecule: messenger RNA, 3284 nt
Organism: Clunio marinus
Lineage: Eukaryota; Metazoa; Arthropoda; Insecta; Diptera; Chironomidae
Source: the annotation of a GenBank genome assembly
AAUUUGUUGAUUUAAGGUUUGCACAACUUUUGUUUUAAUUUUUACAAUACGACAUAUUUAAUAGAUAUAACAAAAAGGUAAAGCCUACUAAGAAUGUUUAGAGAAUUUUAAAGUGAAUGUGAAGUCUUAAAUAUCAAAGUUAAAAAUGAACUCAUAAAAAACCAAGCGAAAAUCAUUGUGCAGGGAAUAAUUUCACAGAAGAAAGCGAAAAUUUGGCAAAAUGACUCAAAUGACCCAAGAUGAAAUUGUUUCCAAUACCAAAACAGUCCUACAAGGACUGGAAGCAUUAAGAGUCGAGCAUAUGUCAAUCUUAGGUGGUCUCAGUGAGGGACAAAGUGAUUUGGACAAGGCAGAUAUCGUUCAGAAAAAUAUUGAAAAUAUAGAAUUGGGUCUUGGUGAAGCACAGGUUAUUGUUGUUCUUGCUUCGCAUUUGCAAAAUAUUGAAGCUGAAAAACAAAAACUUAGAACACAAGUUCGUCGAUUAUGUCAGGAAAAUGCAUGGCUAAGAGAUGAAUUGGCAAAUACACAACAAAAACUGCAAGCUUCUGAGCAAAUGGUAGCGCAACUAGAAGAAGAAAAGAAACAUCUUGAGUUUAUGGCUUCUGUUAGGAAAUAUGAUGAUGUGCAAGAAGGUGAUAAUGUUGAAGAGAAAUCGCGUUCAGAUCCAGUUGUCGAGUUGUUCCCAGAAGAUGAACAGGAAGAUCGAAACAUGUCUCCAACACCUCCCAGUCAGUUUGCAAAUCAAGCUAAUGCUGGAUAUGAAAUUCCAGCCAGACUGCGAACUUUACACAACCUUGUCAUUCAAUAUGCUUCGCAAGGUCGUUAUGAAGUCGCCGUUCCACUUUGUAAACAAGCUCUUGAAGAUUUGGAGAAGACCAGUGGACAUGAUCAUCCCGAUGUCGCAACAAUGUUAAACAUUCUUGCUUUGGUUUAUCGCGAUCAAAAUAAAUAUAAAGAAGCUGCAAACCUAUUAAACGAUGCUUUGACAAUUCGUGAAAAGACUCUUGGCCAUAAUCAUCCGGCUGUUGCAGCAACACUCAACAACUUGGCUGUUUUAUAUGGCAAACGGGGUAAAUACAAAGAAGCUGAACCAUUAUGCAAACGAGCUCUCGAGAUUCGUGAGAAAGUUUUAGGAAAAGAUCAUCCAGAUGUUGCUAAACAACUUAAUAAUUUGGCACUCCUUUGUCAGAAUCAGAAUAAAUAUGAAGAAGUUGAAUUGUAUUACCAGCGUGCUUUAAAAAUUUAUGAGAAUAAGUUAGGCCCAGACGAUCCAAAUGUUGCAAAAACAACGAAUAACUUGGCAAGCUGUUACCUGAAAGAAGGGAAAUAUAAAGAAGCUGAAGUUCUCUACAAACAAGUUUUAACAAGAGCACAUGAGAGAGAGUUUGGAACAGUUGCAGAAGAACGGGAAGAAAAUAAACUUCGCAACCGUGAGAAUACUCCUUAUGGAGAAUAUGGUGGAUGGCAUAAAGCAGCAAAAGUUGAUUCGCCAACAGUAACAACGACUCUGAAAAAUCUUGGAGCUUUGUAUCGACGACAAGGAAAGUACGAAGCUGCUGAAACUCUGGAGGAUUGUGCAAUGCGCUCCAAGCGAGAAUCAUUAGAUUUGGUGAAGCAAGUUAAGGUGGCACAAAUAUUGGGAAGCGAAGAUAAAAGACAUUCGCGAAAUUUGAGCGUUCCAUCAAAUAAUGGCGAUUCGUUUAUCGAAACUUCAAAGGCGAAUCCAUCUUAAGAAAAAAAACAUCAAAAAUCAAACAAAACUUUUUCUCUUCAUUUAAGGCACUUCAUUUAAAAAUAUUUAAAAUAAUUCUUCAUUUACUAGCAUCACUGACAAAACAUCCUAUUAAUAACAACUAUCAGAAAUAGCUUCUUAUGAUUCCAUAGCGAGUAUGCAUUUCAAAUAUUGGAAUUAACACAUAAUAUCCUCUGAGCUUGUGUUACUAAUGGAUUAACUAAUACGGUUUCAUGGUAGAUUGAUUAGAUAUUUAGAAGCAAACAAGGUAAAAAUGAAGCAAUUCGGCAGCAUUGUAAAAUAAUUAAAAACCUCAAGCUUGAAAAAUUUUUAUAAAUUAUAUUUCCCUUUAAAAUUUAACUUUAUAACUCUCUCCAUGUGUUUCUUUUGAGAAAGUGCUUUUAUGUUAUUUUACAUUUAUAACUGGCUCAAAAAGCUUUUGAAAAUUUAAAGUUGCAUAAGAACGAAGAAUUGUGAAGUUGGAUACAAAUUGAAAAAUUGAGGUUAUUCAUUGUUUACUGUCAUUUGCUACUUAUAUGUAGUUAUUGUAAUAAUAAGAGAUGUAAUUUUACACAACAAAUUAACAUAAAAUACAUAUUUUCUUAUUCUUAGCAUAGGAACAGACAGUAUAAGUUCAUAUAAUUUUUAAUUAAAAUUUGAGGCAUUUGAUGAAAGCUUUUGUAGAUUUGAGGGGACUGAAAAUUCCAAUAUUUUUUUAAGAAGUAGAACAUGGGAUUAAAAUCUACUAAUUUUUAGAACAGGAAGUCAGUACUAGGAUUCUUCAUCCUUUGCCAUCAAAAAUUAAUUACAAAUUAUGAUAUGAUUAAACAUACUGUCCGUUUUAUCUAACGAUAAGGCAAUCUUCAUUAGACUUGUGAUUUAAACACCUUGCAUCAUCCACACUGCUUACUUAUAUACACAAUGUGGUAAUUUUUAAGCAAUUUUCUUAUGUUUUCAUAUGUUUAGUUCUUCCUAUCAAUUAUCUAUCUGAUAAAUACUCUCACACUUAAUAAAUUAAAAUUCAAAGCAUUUAAUAAGUUAUUUAUAUGUAUAACAACACUUUUGUUUUCAACAUUGAAUAUAAGAAAAUUACUAAUUUAAUUGCAUUUUUCGAAUAUCCUUUCAAUAUAUCAAUAUGAAAAUAUUUUUUAUAUAUUCAUGAUGAUUUAGUGCUAAAAAUUCUGUUCUUCAUUGUCCGUUUAUUAAUUUCUCCCUUUAUCUUAUGAUUUUGUCAAGUUUUUUAGAUAAUUUAACAAAGUAAAAAUAUUCAAGUAUUUGUAGAAUUGCAAUGCUUUUAGGAAGCAUUUAAGUUUAAAUCAGUUUAAAUACAAACCGCAAUCGUUCCUUUUAUGUUCAUUUGCCUUUCAUGACAUCACACACUUUAAUUUGGGGGAAAUUGUUUUAUUUUGUUUUUAUUAGAUAAUUUUGUGUUCUUUUUUUCCUUUUUCAAAAUUUGUGCACACCAACAUAUUUCUUCCCAAUAAUAUGUUUACGUAUUUUUUCUUUUAUCUCAUCUAAUUCAAACCCAAUAAAAUAUUUUGAAGCAAUAAAA